Saprolegnia diclina VS20 is the source of this 1299-nucleotide messenger RNA. Its product is annotated as imidazolonepropionase. The record is from RefSeq and is a predicted model, not a curated record. Gene Ontology annotation, cellular component: cytoplasm. Gene Ontology annotation, molecular function: imidazolonepropionase activity. The transcript has 2 exons. The coding region runs from base 1 to 1299 and encodes 432 amino acids. Lineage: Eukaryota; Oomycota; Saprolegniomycetes; Saprolegniales; Saprolegniaceae.
AUGAGCUCGUUCCGCCUCCGCAUCCGCAACGCGCGUCAGCUCGUCCAAGUCUGCGCCAAUGGCGAGACGGCCAAGGUCGGCCCUGCGCAGGACGAUGUCGCCAUCAUUGAAGACGGCGCCGUCAUUGUCGACAACGAAGGGCGCAUUGCGGCUGUGGGCACGACGGCGUCGGUCGACGCGUGGGUCGCGGCGCAGUCGCAGCCCGUGACGUUCGCCAAGGACUUUGAUGCGACCGGUCUCUGCGUCUUGCCUGGCUUGGUUGAUGGCCACACACACCCCGUCUGGAGCGGCAGCCGCGUCGACGAGUUUGCAAUGAAGCUUGCGGGCGCCACGUACAUGGAAGUCCACGCGAUGGGCGGCGGUAUUGGUCGCACGGUCCGCUGCACAAAGGCGUCGUCCGAGACGGAGCUCAGCGAGCUCUUGAUGAAGCGUCUCGACCGCAUGCUCAAGUGCGGCACGACGCUCGCCGAGGCCAAGAGCGGGUACGGUCUCGAGACCGAGACCGAGAUCAAGAUGCUCAAGGUGCUGCACAAGGCGUCGCAGGCGCACACGAUCGACCUUGUCGCGACGUACCUCGGUGGCCACUCGGUGCCUGAAGGCAUGUCGGCGGCCGAGGCGACCGAAGACAUUGUCCGCAAGCAGAUCCCUGCCAUCAUCGAGGCCAAGAAGGCCGGCCUCGUCAACCCCGAGUUCAUCGACGUGUUUUGUGAGAAGGGUGUGUUCGAGUACGACGACACCAAGACGAUCUUGGAAGCAGGCGCGGCCGCCGGCAUGAAGAUCAACUUUCACGGCGAUGAGCUCAACCCGAUGGACUCUGGGAAGCUCUGCAUGUGCGUCCAGGCGCACGCGGCGUCGCACCUCGAGAUGCUCGACACGGCCAACAUUGCGGCCAUGAAGCAAGCGUCGACGUACGCCGUGCUCCUUCCCACGACCAUGUACAUUCUCAAGCUCCAGAGCCCGCCGGCGCGCGAGCUCAUUGCGCACGGCGUGCCCGUUGCGCUCGGCUCGGACUACAACCCGAACGCCCACUGCCUCUCGAUGCCGCUCACGAUGCACAUGGCGUGCUGCCUCAUGAAGAUGACGAUGAAGGAGGCGCUUGUCGGCGCGACCAUCAACGCCGCGGGCUCGGCCAACCGCGCCUCGACGCACGGCUCGAUCGAAGUCGGCAAGUUUGGCGACCUCGUCGUGCUCGACGCGCCGCAGUGGGAGCACAUCAUCUACGAGAUGGCCGACCCGCCGAUCCAGCACGUCAUCAAGAACGGACACUUUGUCGUCUCGCACAACCAAAAGCUCGCGUAA